Messenger RNA from Penaeus chinensis, 3408 nucleotides. Its product is annotated as vesicular integral-membrane protein VIP36-like. Gene Ontology annotation, cellular component: Golgi membrane; endoplasmic reticulum membrane; endoplasmic reticulum-Golgi intermediate compartment. The record is from RefSeq and is a predicted model, not a curated record. The coding region runs from base 108 to 1094 and encodes 328 amino acids. Gene Ontology annotation, biological process: endoplasmic reticulum to Golgi vesicle-mediated transport; endoplasmic reticulum organization; Golgi organization. The transcript has 7 exons. NCBI's taxonomy places the organism in Eukaryota, Metazoa, Arthropoda, Malacostraca, Decapoda, Penaeidae. Gene Ontology annotation, molecular function: D-mannose binding.
UCCUCUAGAGUCAAAAUAAUAAAUAAGUAAAGGAAUUAGAUUAAAAAGCUAUUUCCCGGGGCAGAGGGACUGGGCGGCGUGGCUGGCUGGCUGGUCACUCGGUCGCGAUGGAGACGAUGGCCGCCUUCCUCACCCCCUUCCUCCUGCUCUUAUCCUUCUCCCCGACCAUCUCCCCGCAGGAAUGGAACACUCAGGAUUACAUGAAGAGAGAGCACUCCCUCGUGAAGCCCUAUCAAGGAAUGGGCACUUCUAUACCAUACUGGGAUUUCCUGGGUAACACUAUGGUUACCAACAAUUAUAUUCGCUUGACCGGAGAUGUCCAGAGUGUGCGAGGAGCCGUUUGGAAUAAGGUUCCAUGUUUUGUGCAGAAUUGGGAAAUGCAGAUUCAGUUCAAAGUACACGGUCGGGGGAAGGAUCUAUUUGGAGAUGGCUUUGCCUUCUGGUAUGUGAAGGACCCAAUGGCCGAAGGUGACGUUUUUGGCAGCAAGGAUUUCUUCACUGGAUUAGGGGUUAUUGCUGACACCUACAGCAACCACAAUGGCCCACAUAAUCACGGUCACCCAUAUAUUUCUGCGAUGGUGAAUAAUGGUACUCUUCACUACGAUCACGAUCGAGACGGAACUCAUACACAGCUCUCUGGAUGUGUGGCAAAGUUCAGGAAUUUAGAUUAUGACACUUACCUGUCAAUCAGAUAUAAGCAUGACACACUAACAGUUUCUAUCGACAUUGACAACAAGAGAGCGUUUAAGGAGUGCUUUACGGUGGGGGGAGUCAUACUACCCACCGGAUACUUCUUCGGCGUGUCAGCUGCCACUGGGGAUCUUAGCGAUGCCCACGACCUAAUAUCUAUGAAAUUAUACGAUAUUUCCACCCCGGAUGAUGAUAUCCUUCAAGACCGAGCCAAUGUUAUGCCGUCUGCCUCAUUUUUUGAGCCACCAAGAGAUCACGUUGACGAUCCCAAACCUUCAGAGUUGUCGACAUGGAAAAAGGUUCUUCUCCUCAUUUUUGGAGUGAUUGCAAUCUGCGGCUGUGUCUUCAUUGGAGGCUUGUUCUACGUUAAACAGAAAGAGCAGCAGCGAAAGCGGUUCUACUAGAAAUUUGAUGUUUCCUUUCGAAUAGGGGAAAAUAUUUUUAAUGAGAGUGAGAGUGACUGGAAAAAAUGUUUUUAACCUCUGUUAUAGAUGGAAUUCUUUUAGCUGAUUUUUAGCAUUUUUUCUUUUUCUUUCAGUCCUUCAUAAAAAAAAAGUUAAAAGAAUUAGAGCGUUACCAAACAAUUUUAAGUUGAGAACUUAGUAAUUGACAAAAGGCAUUAUCUUUUUUAUGGUUGAAUGAUAUUGUGAAAGUUUCAGUGUAAAAAGUCAGUCAUAGUUAUUCUAAUUGCAUUUUUACUCUAGUGAUUUUAAGUAAUAUAUAAUGAUGUAUAAGUGAUAUAUGGCUCAUCAUUCUGAAAAUUGUCACUAAAGAUGACAGACGCAGACAAUUUUUUUGUACAAGUUUAGGAAGUUUUGGAAUUUGUAUCAAUCUUCAGAAAAAAAAAAGAGUUUGCAAAAGGUGAAUGUCUUUGUAAAAUGCAUAAUGAAUUUGUAAUAUAAUGUAUAUUUAAUUUAUUGGUGUUAAAACAGUCAUAUUGUGUAAGUUUAUUACACUGACUUAAAUUUGACAAGAAGCAAAUUACCAAAUACUGAAGAAAUAUACUCUUUCAAAGGGCAAUUUGUCGUAAUACAAAGUUUGAUUAGCACAAUGCCAGGGUUCUUAAACAGGAACUCUGGGAGAGGAAAAAGUAUCCCCCCCUCCCCCCCCUUUUUCUUUCUUUCUUUCUUUUCUUGUGAUAAAAGUUGUCUUUUUCCUCCUCAGGAUUAUAAGAGAUUUGUACCGUACUCGGUGGCGAUAAUGCUUCCUCAUUGUGAAUAUAUCUUACUUCCCUGAUCUUUGUGUUUUUUAAUUAAAGCAACAUUUUUAUAAGGUUACGGGAGAUUUGGUUAUAUUGAGUGUGUGUGUUGUGUAAAUAUUUUAAUUAUGAUUAUGAUUUUUUUUUUUUCUCUCUCUCUCUCUGUUCUCUUUCUGUGUCCCAUUACAUGUUUGAGUUUUUACAUUCAAAGCACUGGAGUGAAUGCCUACAAAAACCUGUCAUUUGCUCAUUGUAUCUAUACUACCAUACCUUUGUGUUAUUCAUGUUUAAUAAUUUUGACUUGUUUAGUGAGACAUCAAUUUAUGAUUAUUUUUCACAAGGUCUGAUUUUUUGUUUUUAAUCAAAGUGUUGGGGUGCAUGGUGCCUGAUCGAGCAGCAAUUUAAAAAUGUAUCAAUGUCCAUUAUAUUAAGGCCAAUGAUAAUCUGUUUGUUUCAUCUACAUAUUAUUGGUAACUGAGUUCUAGUCAGUUCAUAAUAAGGAUCACACACACGUUUGUAAAAGAUGAUUUAGUGCAAGUUUUGGUUGCGUUUUUGAAAUGUUUAUUUAACCAUAUUCCAUAAAGAUAAUUUUUGGGAAAAAAAUAUUUAGUAAAGCAAGCCUUUUUCCUUUUUUUUUUUUUUUUCUUUCUUUUUCUUGCUUUUCAGUAGUUCACUAAACAAUGCCAAAAUUAUCCGUUUGAUAAGACAGUGUAUAUUUUAAUAAAGCUGGAUUUAUUUUCUGUUUUUUCUUAACAUCAUGAUUGCCAGUAUAUGUUUGUUUUCAGAUGAGUUUUAUGAAUACCCCAUGAUAUUCCAUGAUAUUGUAAGUAAAGGUGCAUGUGAAAAUACAGGUAUUUUCUAGUGGAGGUUUAUUGAUGUGUGUCUCUUAACAGGAGUCUCAGGGGUGUAUUUGUUGUUGUAGAAAAUGGUAAAUUCUAUUGGAACAGUUUAUGCUUGAGCUUUUUAGCUAUGGCCAUGUUUGUACCUUCAUAUUCAGAAUUUACAGAACGUCUGGCACAGUUAGAUACGGACUAACUAAAAAAAAAAAAAAAGUUUUGAGAUACAUUUUGAAUUUUCUCAUAAAUUUGUUGGUGUAUGAAUGUAAUGCAUGUAUUUAUGAAUAUGUAUGCAUAUAUGUGAUGUAUGUGCAUAUGAUUGUGUAUGUGUUUGUUGCAUAUAUAUGCAUAUAUAAUUUGAAAAAUUGUCAGUAACCAUGUUGUUUUCCAACUCUAUUAUCAGAAAAUAUUUUGGGGGAGGGGGGCAAAAAGUUACGAUUUUCUUUCCUUUUUUAUCUUAAGCUCAUUUUUGUGUGUAUUUGUUUUUGUGAAAAUACAGAAAUAAAAAAAUAAAAAAUGUAUGGGAAUACUAAUCCUUUGGAUUAGAAUAAUGUAAAGGUAUCAUUUUGCUCUUUUGUUUUAAUGAUUAAGUUCAUAUGUUUUUUGUUAUGUCAUGCUAGUGUUGGGUAAAGGAACUGAUUAAUUAUUUACGAAUGAUUUUUUAAAUAAAUGAAAAUGUGAUGC